GGGCACCAAUGGAGCCUCUCUCUUUCCCAUGCGUUCGUGCAAUGGCUUCAAACUCGAGGAAGCUAGCAUCGACGCCAUUCAGGAGCAAUUCGAGGCUGGAAAUCUCACCAGCGUUGAGCUGCUGCAAUGCUAUCUGGAGCGCAUCUACCAAACGCAAUCUUAUUUGAAUGCCAUCCUGCAAGUCAAUCCGGAUGCUUUCAAGAUCGCCAAAGCGCUCGAUGAUGAACGCGCCAAGGGAAAGAUCCGCGGCCCGCUCCAUGGUAUUCCGUUCAUUGUCAAGGAUAAUAUCGCCACCAAGGACCGCCUGGAGACCACUGCUGGCAGCUGGGCACUUUUAGGAUCCGUUGUGCCCCGUGAUGCCCAUGUUGUCCAUGGCCUCCGCAAAGCCGGUGCUCUGCUCCUGGGCAAGGCCGCCCUGAGUGAGUGGGCCGACAUGCGUUCCAACAACUACUCCGAGGGUUUCUCGGCCCGUGGAGGCCAAUGUCGCAGUGCUUACAACCUCACGGUCAACCCCGGCGGCAGCAGCUCCGGGUCAGGUGUUGCCGUUGGUGCCAACCUGGUUCCCUUCGCCCUUGGCACUGAGACCGACGGCAGUGUGAUCAACCCUGCGCAGAGAAACUCGGUCGUCGGCAUUAAGCCUACUGUUGGUCUGACCUCCCGCGCUGGCGUCGUUCCCGAAUCGCUGCACCAGGAUACUGUUGGUACUUUUGGCAAAACCGUGCGCGAUGCAGUCUACGCUCUCGAUGCUAUCUAUGGCAUUGAUACCCGUGAUAACUACACUCUUGCCCAGAAGGGGCAGACCCCUGACGGAGGCUAUGCGCAGUUCCUCACCAACAAGUCUGCCCUCAAGGGCGCCGUGUUCGGUAUCCCCUGGGAGUCCUUCUGGGCCCUUGGCGAUGCCGAUCAGAUUUCUCAGCUCCUUGAGCUGGUCGACCUGAUCAAGCAGGCCGGUGCCACCGUGAUCAACGGGACUGAACUGCCCCAUUACAAGACGAUCGUCUCCCCAGAUGGCUUCAACUGGGACUACGGCUCGACUCGCGGAUACGCCAACGAAUCCGAGUACAGCUACAUCAAGGUCGACUUCUACAACAACCUCCGCGACUAUCUGUCUGAGGUCGAGAACACCAACAUCAAGUCCGUCGAAGACCUCGUCCAGUACUAUCUUGACAACUACGGCUCCGAAGGUGGAUACCCGAGCAUCCACCCUGCCUUCGGCUCCGGCCAGGACGGUCUGAUCGCCUCCCUCGAGAGCAAGGGUAUCAUGGAUGAGACCUACUUCCAGGCCCUCGGAUUCUGCCAGCGCACUACCCGCGAGGAAGGCAUCGACGCCGCCCUGAAGUACAAGAACAGGACCCUGGACGGUCUCCUCGUGCCUCCUGACGUUGCCCAGAGCAUCCAGAUUGCCGCCCAGGCUGGGUACCCCGUGAUCACCGUUCCGGCUGGCGUGGGCAAGGAGUCCGGCAUGCCGUUUGGUCUUGCCAUUCUGAACACGGCCUUCUCGGAACCUACCUUGAUCAAGUACGCUAGUGCUAUUGAGGACCUGCAGAAGUCGACCGGAACCAAGUAUCAGCGCUCUCUUCCUCAGUGGCGUGGUUACUUGACUCGUAACCUCCCUGUGAUUAUGUAAAAUAGAUUCGAGCGUGUUGUGCUCGAUGGACACUUCUACUAUUGUUAGAGGAUACACAUUAUGUAAUAUUAAGUUAGACGUCUCAUAGAC
This is a messenger RNA of Aspergillus alliaceus, 1717 nucleotides long. Its product is annotated as amidase family protein. The coding region runs from base 29 to 1627 and encodes 532 amino acids. The record is from RefSeq and is a predicted model, not a curated record. The transcript has 2 exons. NCBI's taxonomy places the organism in Eukaryota, Fungi, Ascomycota, Eurotiomycetes, Eurotiales, Aspergillaceae.